Molecule: messenger RNA, 2746 nt
Organism: Octopus sinensis (East Asian common octopus)
Lineage: Eukaryota; Metazoa; Mollusca; Cephalopoda; Octopoda; Octopodidae
Product: cholecystokinin receptor type A-like
Exons: 3
Coding region: 148-1491 (447 amino acids)
Biological process (GO): neuropeptide signaling pathway
Cellular component (GO): membrane
Molecular function (GO): neuropeptide receptor activity
Source: RefSeq, a predicted model, not a curated record
AUAAUAAUAAUAAUAAUAAUAAUAACAAUCAUAAUAAUAAAUAUACUUAUAUACGGACGCACGCACGCUCACACACACAUAUACACGCAUACGCACACACAUAUACAAACAAAAAGGGGAUAAUUUUCGUAUCCCAGGUCUUUAGCAAUGAAUCUCACUGGGCAUGGAAUACUGGACGACAAUGAGGCUGAGUUUAUUGACAGGGACCUAGGCAGUAAUAUUGUCUAUAACAAAACUAGUAACUACACAGUGAAACGCAUGCAUCAUGCAAGUUUCCAAAAAGAAAUCCUUAUCCCUCCAUAUAUAGCUAUUUUCCUUCUAGCUGUUGUCGGGAAUUUACUUGUUAUAUUGACUCUUGUGCAAAACAAACGCAUGCGCACUGUCACCAAUGUUUUUCUAUUGAACUUGUCAAUCAGUGAUCUACUUUUGGCAGUAUUUUGUAUGCCAUUUACGCUGAUACCAGUAUUAUUGCGGAACUUUAUCUUUGGAGCUACAAUGUGUGUACUUAUACGCUACCUGCAAGGUGUUUCCGUAGCUGUCAGCUGUUUUACAUUGGUUGCAAUGUCUCUAGAACGAUACUUCGGUAUUUGUCAACCGCUGCAUUCGAGACGAUGGCAGACUCUAUCCAGAGCUUACAAAAUCAUCACUGGUUGUUGGUUUUUAGCUGCUAUGGUUGUCAUUCCGAUUGCCAUAGUCACGCGAAUGAAAUCGUUCGACAAAGGCAAGACACAUGUCUGCCGGGAGUUUUGGACUUCGAAGAUUGCAGAGAAAUGUUACACUGUUUUUUUAGACAUGGCUUUUCUGCUGAUUCCUGUUAUAAUCAUGUCAGGAUCAUACGGAUCCAUUAUGUGGACGCUGUGGAUGGGAAUAAAAAUGGAUAAAAAGAUGCAAGAUGGAGAAAACCAACGAAAUCAACCUGGUAACUCCAUGCGCAUGUGCGUCUUUGAAGGAAGCCCUUCAAGAAACUCUGAAAACCGGCCCAUCGUCACACCCAAGCGUCGACGCUAUGACCUCCAGUCGGGUGUACGUCAAUCGAACUUGGACAGGAACGUAGCGGCUAAAAAGAGAGUCAUUAAAAUGCUUGCUGUUGUAGUAUUGGAGUUUUUUGUCUGCUGGACUCCGUUGUUCUUUGCACAAACCUGGCUGGCUUUUGACGCCCGUACUGCCCAUUCACACAUCUCGCCUAUUGGUUUAGCUUUCAUACAUCUUCUGUCGUACGUGUCAUCCUGCUGUAACCCAAUCACGUACUGCUUUAUGAACCGGAAAUUCCGUGAGUCUUUCUUGGGGGCUUUCUGCUGCCGACGUAGACGAAGCCAGGCACCUGAUAUCGCUCAGUCAACAUCACAGAUAAGACAGGGAGAAAGUAUAGCCACUGUGAACGCCUCCCUCAACUCAAUCCGAAUCCAGUUUGAACCGCCAUUGAAGCAUCUUCAGGAAAUGAAACCGAACUUCAGUAACAUAACAGAAUCAGAUGAUACGUCCGACUCAUAGCUAUGUUAUGUUGUUUAUAUUGUUAUUGUUAUUGUUAUUGUUGUAGUUGUUGUUGCUAUCAACAUUAACAUUGUUGGUGUAAUUGUUGUUGCUGUCGUCUGCGAUGGUACUCCUGGGCAGCGGAUUCUGAAGACGUCUAAAGAUGAAAGAAAAAAGGAGUUUGAGUGAAAGACACAGAAAUAUUGACUAAGUCAGUGAAUGAAUUAUUAAUGAGUAAGUGUGUGAGUAAAACUUGUGUGUGACACUGUUGUUAUUGAUGAAUUAUAAAUAUGUUAUGUAAAUAUUUGUCAUGACGAAGGUGACAGAGAACUGCAAAUGAUAAUUUCUCAUACUCAAGUUUUUUGUUUUGAUUUGUUUUUUAUCAAUAAUUCGAAUGUUUUUUUUUUUAAUAUUGUGGGUGAGGCCAUCUAAGCAAACAUCAAACAGACUUUGUAAGCGGGAAAUAAUUCUAACCCUCGAUCGUUAAUUAUUCUUUAGGAAGCAUUAAAAUGCCCCAUUCACAGCAAGAUACAGCUGUCAACUCUAAGGAAUUUCCUCAUACAUUCAAUGAAAAAUUUCGAAGAUCAAAUCCAGAAUGGAAAAAAAAAUAAAAGAAAAGAUAACUCUCUCUUGCAAACGUUCUCCCUUUUUACAUUCAAUGUUGUAUAGUGUCUUCCUUCUGCUUAUAAUAGCUUCAUUGCAACUGUCUCUCGUCUUCACGGCUCACUGCAACAUUUAAUCUAAUCACAGAAAACGGUAUUCGUACUUCCACUUACUGCCACCUUCAGUCUCUUUCUCUCUCUCUCUAUCUAUCUAUCUCUAUCUUCCCGCUUUCUUUCUUCUACCUCUCCCUCUUUAUAUGUGUAUUUAUGCAUAUGUAUGUAUUUGUGUAUAUGUAUGCGUGUAUGCGUGCGCCUGCGUGCGUGUGUGUGUGUGUGUGAGUAAGCCGUGUCUAACACUAUAAUAAUAAUAAUAAAAACAUUUAUAGGAAGCCCUAAAUCUAGACUAAUUAUACCCACAAAAACAAAUUAGGAAUAGUCGACAAUACAUUAUAUUUCGUGAGCUGAAACUAAAUGAAAUAUAAAUGCAUCGAAAAUAAAAACCAACUAAAAAUCUCUCAAGUUCGAUUUUGUUGAGUUCACCACAUUUAUAUCUAGAAGUCUUUUUCAGCAAAUUCUGAGAUGAGUUCUUCGUUGAAUCUAUGGAUAACGCUGACAGUGGAGAGAUGACGGAUGGCGAGAACUUGAUUUUUAACUAGUGUUGAGAAAUAAAAUAA